Molecule: messenger RNA, 3546 nt
Organism: Danio aesculapii
Lineage: Eukaryota; Metazoa; Chordata; Actinopteri; Cypriniformes; Danionidae
Product: low density lipoprotein receptor adapter protein 1-B
Exons: 9
Coding region: 144-1001 (285 amino acids)
Source: RefSeq, a predicted model, not a curated record
AUGUUACUGUACAGAUCCAGAACUGUCUAUAGGCUGCUCGUGUCCACUCGCUCGGUUACUCGCCGCAUGCUACUCUACUUUCCUCAUUCCCUCAGCGGGCACCAGAGAAGAGCUCGGCACCUGCUCUGCGGUCUCCUUCCAGCAUGGAUGCGCUGAAAUCCGCUGGGAGAGCAAUAAUAAAAAGUCCAGGAGUUCCGCGGCACACAUGGGGAACGUCCAAGCAUGAAAAGCUGCCAGAGAACUGGACAGACACCAAAGAGACACUCCUGGAAGGCAUGGUGUUCAAUGUGAAGUAUCUGGGCAUGACUCUGGUUGGUCAACCUAAAGGAGAAGACAUGGCAGCAGCUGCCAUCAGGAGGAUUGUAACUACGGCUCGGGCCAGCGCAAAGAAGUUUCGGAAAGUGACCCUCACUGUUUCCCCCAAAGGAAUCAUCAUCGCAGACACAGAGACUAAUGACCUCGUUGAGGAUGUGUCCAUUUACAGAAUAUCUUACUGCACAACUGACAAAACUCAGGAUAAGGUCUUCGCCUAUGUCUCUCAAAGCCAGUUCAAUGAAACUCUGGAGUGUCAUGCCUUCCUGUGCCAAAAAAAGAAAAUAGCUCAGGCUGUGACUCUGACAGUUGCUCAAGCUUUUAAAAUAGCUCUGGAUCUCUGGGAAAUUGCACAGGAAGACAAAGGCAAGAAAGCCCGCACAUGCUUCUCCUUUUCAGACCCCAAAUCUCAACCUGAAUCAGAGCCAAAGAGUGUUUCAGAGGAGAAGACUCAGGCUCUGAUGGAGCACAAACCGAGGAAGCCCUUCUUCCCCUCCUUUCUUUCUCCAUCUCCACGCAGCAGCAACAGGAGACGGCCAAUCAAACAUGACUCCUGGGAUGCAGAAGAUGGCCUCGAUGAUGCCUUCUCAAGACUGGCCACAUCCCGCAGCAGAACCCUGUCUGAAGAUGCAGCUGUGAGUCCAGCAGAAGAAGAUCUCCUCUCCUUCAGCAGUGAUGACUCAGACUGAACAUACACACACACACGCACGCACGCACACACACUCUUUCACCAGCCUGUCAGAAAGAGUCCUGAACACACAACACAUACUGUUACGUGCAGCUAAUGCCUCAGUGAUGGAAUCAUUCACAGCACUGCCACUGAAAACAGCAAACAGCACCACAAAACAGCAGCACAGAUGAGAAUGAUUCAGAUACACUGUAUGGAUUUUACAAUAUAAUACUGUAAAUUCAGGGUAGGUAGAUGAUGAAACAACAUGUAAGAAACUGCAUGUUGUUAUAUAUUAUACUCAAGCAUUUGUGUAAUUGAAUAUAAUGUAAAGAGUGCAAAUCUUUUCAACACAUUGGUGCUAUAUUGUAGAUACUUGGGUUAUUGAAAUACAUACUUGAAAAGAAGACCAAAUGUACACAGAAAUGCACACAGAACAUUUAGCACAGCAUUCUUCAAGACUCCCACAACAUUCAUUUUAAUGUCAGAUCACUUUGGUCAUCUCAGUCGAGCGCUUUACACUGAACAAAAGCCACAGCAAAGCUCUCUGGUGAGUGUUUAAACAUCAGAGGAUGAACUGUAAGUGUUAAAGAACUUAAUAUGUGCAGUUACAGACUCUACUGUUGUUCAGGACAUCAAUUUUUAACAUUAUUUUUUAGAAACAUGUUAGGAUUUGUACACCACACUUAACCCUGGGUUAUCAUCACUUCAAACACUGCUUUUAAACUUGGCACAUUCACUAAGAAUUCACAUUUGUAUGUGAAAUCUGUUUACGAACAUUUUCACAAAUUAAUAUUCACCAAAUCUUCUAAAUGAACCUUGAUUAGCCUGUUUGAGUACAAAAUAGUAGGACUGUACAGUAGCUGUGUCCAAAAUCACCCCUAUAGCCUUAAACUAAGAUCAAAUUCAUGUUUUUAUACUGUACAUGACACUAAUAUAAAAGUUAGUUUAGUUAGAAAUCGACAAAUACACACUGACUCUUUGAUUUAAAGAGCAAAUCUAAAAAAAAUGCAUUCUCUGCAUAUGCUGUUGAUUAUUUGUGCAAUUUUAAUUGCAUUAUGGGACCCUUAUCGGAUUUAAAAGUGGGUAUUAGGAGAUCUAAAAUCAUAACUGAUGAAAACUCUGUCAAAUAUUGCACGGUAUAGAGCAAAAUUAGUUUAAACUUGUCUAUAACCUGGCACAUAAUCACAGAAUAGGGGGACAAUCAAUGGCUUGCAAUUCACUUUGCGUUGAGUGGCUCUUUGCCUCCAUGUUGUGUAUUUAAAAAUCCUAUCUUAAACGUCUGUCUGGAAAACUUGAUUCUGAUUGGUCAGUCAUUCCAAGGCAUGUUAUUCCCAUAUAUAGCAACCACUGAAACUAAUAACGCUAGCUUAUCUAGGUACUGUGAGUCAUCUUGACAGUGAGUAAAUACGUUCACAUCAAUAUUGUCUGACUCUGCAACUGCUUUUGACUGUUUGGCGCCAUCUUGUGACUGAAUAAUAUUUAGGUUAGUGUAUGCUCCAUUCAGCCAUUUUUUUCUUCUCAGCUUUACCUUUAAUUAAAGUAUUGAUAAACUAUCAUGGCUAAGAACAAAGUCUGGCAAGUAGCCAUGCAAAAACCAGGAUAAAGUACAUCCAGGCGGUUGUUAUUGUAAAACAAAGCCCUUAGUCUUAUACAACAGUCCUUUGCUUCAUACUGGGCUGUCGAUAAGCCUGUCAGGCUUUAUUCUGUGAUUAAAAACUACCUGGGCAUAAUUUAUCCUUUACUUAAUGUACAGCAAUCCAUUGAUUAUCCCAUAUAUAUAGAGAAAAAGGGAGUGAAACAUUGAGUAAACAGUGUUUAAGAUGGAGGGAUAGUGUCUGAUGUGGGAUAGCUGUGCUACGGUGGAUUUGCUCUUCAGUGUUUGAACUUUCAGCCGUGAAACUUAAAUCACACUGAACUAAACUUCAACUCAGAAAUCUAGACUUUACUAGAACUAUGUUAAGCUGCUUUGACACACUCUACAUUGUGAUUUGCGCUAUAUAAAUAACCAUGAAAUGAAUUCAAUUGAUGUCACCUUAGCUGCAGGGGGGAUUUUUAUGUUUAUAGGCCGAAAAGUAAAUUCAAUCAGCAAUAUGUUAUCAGUCAUUUCAAAGACUCACAUAACAAAUGUGCAAAUAAGAACAUUACCCCGGUUUUAAGAUUGUACAGUGUAAAACCUCAGUGUAUGAAUACCCAGUAAAAAUUAUUAAUCAGGGUAAAUAACCAGCAUUGUGAAACAAAUAUUUCAGGAUUCAGUUUAAUGGGAGUUAAAUGACCCAGGGUUAACUAGUGAGAAAAGCACUAUACUGUGGGUCAUGGGACACUUGCUUUAGCAAUCAGAAACUAUUUACUGUGAAUCACGUAAUUUUUAAACAUUUGAAUAAGGCCUCAAAACACUCAUGUUCUUUCUUCAUGACCUAGUAUAGUCUGUUCCUGCACAUCUGCUUCAAACCAUAUUUUUAGAUUUUUUGUAGUAUUAUUACCAUAUCAUUUAUGUUUAGAACACAUUUAGAGCACAACUAUUUCACCAUUUGGCUAUAUGUCUAAUGUAAACUUAGUUAUUAUAU